AUGCCCGAAGCCGUGUCCACCCCCGCCAACCCGGCACCAUCGACUACCGACGUGGGUCCGGUGGUGGUGCCGGAUCUAGAUUCCUUCCCGCCGACCGGCGUGCCGAAGCACAGCAAGCUGGGUUCGUGGGACUUCUACCGCUCCAUUGGCUCGCCCCAGCGUGUGGUGGCGCCCAUGGUGGACCAGUCGGAGCUGGCAUGGCGUGUGCUGAGCCGUCGCUACGGCGCCGACCUCGUCUACACGCCCAUGAUCAACGCCAAGCUGUUCGUGGACGAAAACAGCAAGAAGAAGAAGGUCAAGUACCAGGAGGUCAACUUCAACCGCGAGUUCGGUGAAGAAGGUGCUUCGUCGAUCUCGUCUCUUCUCUCCGAAGAGGGAGCAUCGAGCGACACGGAUCGGCCGCUGUUUGUGCAGUUCUGCUCCAACGAUCCGGCGACGCUGCUCAAGGCGGCCGAGGUGGUGCAGGACCGAUGCGACGCCGUGGACCUUAACCUGGGCUGUCCACAGCACAUUGCGCGGCGCGGCCACUACGGGUCGUACCUAAUGGAGGACUGGCAGCUGAUCUUUGCGCUCAUCAACAUCCUGCAUCUCAACCUGCGCAUUCCGGUCACCGCCAAGAUGCGCGUGUACGAGACGGUGGACAAGACAGUCGCGUACGCCCGGAUGCUCGAGCGCGCCGGCGCGCAGAUCAUCACCGUACACGGCAGGACGCGCAGCAUGAAGGGUCACCACACCGGCCUAGCGGACUGGGCCAAGAUCAAGGCAGUUAAAGAGGCGGUGCGUGUGCCGGUCUUUGCGAACGGCAACGUGCUGUAUCCUCAGGACUGGCAGGAUGCACUGCAGCAGACCACGGCGGAUGGGGUGAUGAGUGCCGAGGGAAACCUGUACAACCCUGCCGUGUUCAUGCCCUCGCUUCCACGUGCGCCGAGUGCGAUGUUUCCCAACGCGCCCGAGUUGCCGUUUCCCUCGCUGGCGCGAAUGGCACACGAGUAUCUGGACAUUGUCACGCAGCUGCGCACGCCGACGUCGAGCAGCGCGAUCAAGGCGCACCUCUUCCGUCUCUGUCGACCUGGCCUCGAGGUGCACCGAGACCUGCGCGAGGCGCUGGGCAAGUCGCGCUUCGAUCACACCGCGACGGGCGAGGCGCGCAUCGCAACCUACCGCGCCUUUGUCACCGAGCUCGAACGACGUCUAGACCUGGACCGCGUCGAGGACAAGUGGAAUAAGCCACAGGAUCCACCAUUGCCUGGGUCGGUGUCGUUCUUGACGCCGCCCGAUCCGAGCAAGCCAGACGAGCACCGUCCGGCAUUCAUCCCGCACUGGCUCGCCCAGCCCUACUUCCGCCCACCGCUGGUGACCGAUGAGCAACAGGACGAUCAUGCGAAAAAGGCGCGCAGGGAGAGGGUGGCCGAAACAGCCCAGGGCAAAGUCAGGGCCGAAGCCAAAGCGGCUCGGCAUCGGAGCGAGAGUGCAGAGCCUGUGCAGGGCGACGAGAAGCGUCUGCGCACCACGCUCCCCGACGACACGGCAUCACUGCCACCCACUGCAGCACUGUAG
This is a messenger RNA of Moesziomyces aphidis, 1557 nucleotides long. NCBI's taxonomy places the organism in Eukaryota, Fungi, Basidiomycota, Ustilaginomycetes, Ustilaginales, Ustilaginaceae. The record is from the annotation of a GenBank genome assembly.